GUAGACCGGACUGACCUCCAACUCACAGAAAUCCGCCUGUGCGUGCUGGGAUUAAAGGAGUUCACCGCCACUGCCCGACUCAAAGGUAGCACGAAUUUAUCCCAGUAAAUCUGCAAAGAGCGCGACUAGAAUGGGGAGGUAGGAAGCUCUAGCUGGGGGUGGGGUAGGGGAGUAAACAAGGCUCCAGGACUCAGCCUAGAAAGAGGUGUGGGCUACAGUCUUUGUUGUAACCUCAGAUGUCGGCGAGAAAAAGAGAAGGUCCCUGAUUGGUGUCCCAUUCAGGCUGAGGCAGUGCCCUCCCGUGCAUUUUCCACUGUCCUGGCCACAUUAGACAGGAACAUCUUGUCUACCUGUGAAGAUACUACUAUGAGCGUCCAAAAGAUAAGCACAGUUUCUUACUUUGUUGUCUUUCCAGGGGUUUGGCAAAUUAUCGGUACUCGGUUAAUUUUUUGGGGGGGAAUAUAUAAUUUAAUGAAUGAGGCAGUUUGGGUGAAUUAAAGAGCAGAGGGGCGGGGCAGGAAUCCAACCGUCGUGCUAUUCGCUCCAGAGUUUAGCACAUUUCCUGUCUAAAUCAGUUCACCGCGUUAUGCAGAAACUAGAGGGUCAAAUCCUGAAAGUCUAGAGGCUAUCUACCAGAAUACGCCUUCUCCUUGGUGUUGCUGACCAGAAUGGAAGAUCCAGUUUCCGCGAAAGGACAAAGAAACCCAGAAUUCGCCUGCGCCUAAACUUAUUCCUUGCCACUGCAGAAGUAUAGUCUCCCCCAACCCCAACCCAAGGCAGAGGUGCUCCCGGCCUAAUCAGGUUCGCAGCACCGGGUAUCCCCUGCGGGACACCAGAGUUGCACAGUCCCCUGCCUCGCCUCUGAGAACAAUACCCUUGUGCUAAUCCCUAGACUCCUAGGGGCAAGCGAGACGGGAAAGGAAGCUGGAAAAGUGUAAUCCACAUCUCUGUUCCCCGACAGCCUGCGCGGCUUUCCCAGCCCUUAGCUCCCUCUUUGCCACUCGGCGUUCGGCAAACUUCGGAGUUGUCCUGCACUUGCGUCACGGAAAAGGCAGGCGGGUGAUCGAGUCCAGGAGAAGCCCCGCGGCGGCUGGCGAGCUCCCCCGCGCGGUGCUCCAACCCGGGCGAGAGGUGGCUCUCGACACCGGCUACUCCGCUGCUGAAAGCUUGCUUGCAGCUCCCGACUCCCGAGUCCACUUCCCAGAUCCCCGCCACCCGGACAGAACUCGAGGGAGGGAGGGCGCCCGUCAGAAGGAAAGAGGACGGAAAGCCGGCGGUGGCAUCCUGGCCUCGGAGGGCGGAGCCGCGCGAUCCCUGCUCCGCCAGGACGCGCGGAAGUGCUGUGGAGUUUGCUCAAUUCCCUAGCCUGCUUUCCCUCCCUCUUACCUCCCUCCCGCUCUCCCCACCCUUCACCUCCCCUUACUGCUUUCCCCUCCUUCCUCGGGACGCCACCUCCUGGACUCUUUUUCCUUUUUGUCUUUUUUUAAUUUUUGUUUUGUUUUGGACCUGACUUCCCGCAGGCAGCGCUGAGGGGCUGCAAGUGCGGGGUGAGAAGGUGGCAGAAGGCUGCGGCUCAGCUUAUCCUUCUCGGGCGGCAUCAACAAGGCGUCGCAGAGAACGAACUGCUGGACGGACGAACAAACAGCCGGCCGCGCCAUCUAUUCGAUGGAACUUCAUCUACCAACUACUGUUGAGUGUUUGCUGGCACGACAGUGGUGAGGGUGGUGAUGGUGGAGGAUUCCAUUAGUGUUACUUCUGGACAGGGGAUUUGGGACUCCGAUUGGGGUCAGUUUAGUACUCCGAAACUGCUGAGGAAUUAGGCAAACAAGAGAGAGAGAGAGAGAGAGAGAGAGAGAGAGAGAGAGAGAGAGAGAGAGAGAGAGAGAGAGAGAGAGAGAGAGAGAGAGAGAGAGAGNGAGAGAGAGAGAGAGAGAGAGAGAGAGAGAGAGAGAGAGAGAGAGAGAGAGAGAGAGAGAGAGAGAUCCUCUGAGCGGAUCGUCGCGCCCUUGUUCUCUGGGGGCAGGGGCUAGCCACUUGCAGGGCGGGAGGAGGGCACCAGAGCAGGCGAGGCGGGGUCGCGCCCCCUAGGUCGUGUAGUUAUCCGCCGGUUGUGCAAGCUUUGGCCCUUGUUUUCCCGGCCUGGCUCGUUUGGAGGCUGGACACAUCCACCCUUGGAAUUGGUUCAGGACUCUGCUGUUAUUCUUCUUGCCCCUCUUGGAUUUUCUGGAUUCUUGAAGACGCGGUGGCGGGGGGAAAGAGGAAGGAGGAAGGAACUGAUCUUCAGAGGAAUGUGAGAGCCUCCCAAAGCCGGAGCAGCCAGAAGGAGCUGGGAGCCGGGGAGACAGACCCUGCUUGCGUCCUGGGACCGUGGUCUGAGGCUGAUUUUGUUGUUGUCGUUGUACAACAUUGUUCUAGUGCAAAGUGUCUGCCGCAUUCUUAUUCUAGCAGAGCUAGUUUCUCCAGGCCAUUUGACUUUUCUACUUGGUGUGAGAGGAGGGAGAGACCCCCCCUCCCCAUCUCAGGGGCUGCUAGGGGAGAGAUAAAAGGCUGUGGCCAUGUCUAACACCUCCCUGCUUACAGGUAGAUAACGCCAGGGCUGGAUAAGGUGGUUUCUGGACCAUGGACAUUUCUUUGAAGAGAAGGCAGCUAGACAGCAUCUUGUGCAUGCUGAGACCCUGCCUGAGGGUCUGAGUAAGGUGUACUAGACUUUGAGCUGCAAGUACACUUUUGGACACCCCGCUGACCAUCUUGGGUCUGGGCAAGGCAUUUCCCUUCCAAUCUUGACUUUGUCCGGUAGCCUAGCCAUGGCACUGAAAGGCCGAGCCCUCUAUGAUUUCCACAGUGAGAACAAGGAGGAAAUCAGCAUCCAGCAGGAUGAAGACCUGGUUAUCUUCAGUGAGACCUCACUGGAUGGCUGGCUGCAGGGGCAGAACAGCCGUGGGGAGACAGGGCUCUUCCCUGCUUCUUACGUCGAGAUCGUCCGUCCUGGCAUCAGCACCAACCAUGUGGACUAUGCCAACAGCUCUGCAGUCUCCCUGGACACCGAAGUGAGUUUGCAUACUAACCCUAGUAUGACCAACACAGUCAAGAGUGGGGGCAGUGAUGUCCUCCCAAAUCAACAAGGAAACUUUGAAGAGGAUGAUGAUGAUGACUGGGAUGACUGGGAUGAUGGAUGCACAGUGGUAGACGAGCCAAGGGCUGGUGGUCUAGGUACCAAUGGGCACCCUCCACUUAACCUUUCCUAUCCAGGUGCCUACCCCAGCCAGCAUAUGGCUUUCCGACCGAAGACACCCUUGGAAAGACAGGACAGUCUGGCAUCUUCCAAGCGGGGCAGCGUGGUGGGACGUAACCUCAAUCGUUUCUCGUGUUUUGUGCGCUCUGGAGUAGAGGCUUUUAUUCUUGGUGAUGUGCCCAUGAUGGCCAAGAUUGCUGAGACGUACUCCAUUGUGAUGGGCCCUCGUGGCCCUCAGUGGAAGGCCAACCCCCACCCAUUUGCCUGCUCCGUAGAGGAGCCCACGAAACAGACCAAGUUCAAAGGCAUCAAAACUUACAUCUCCUAUAAGCUCACACCCACCCAUGCUGGCUCGCCUGUUUACCGGCGCUACAAACACUUCGACUGGCUCUACAACCGCCUUCUCCACAAGUUCACUGUAAUCUCUGUGCCCCACCUGCCCGAGAAGCAGGCCACUGGGCGCUUUGAGGAGGACUUCAUUGAGAAGCGCAAGCGGAGACUCAUCCUCUGGAUGGACCACAUGACUAGCCACCCUGUGCUCUCUCAGUAUGAGGGCUUCCAGCAUUUCCUCAGCUGUCUAGAUGACAAGCAGUGGAAGAUGGGUAAACGUCGGGCAGAGAGGGAUGAGAUGGUGGGGGCCAGCUUUCUGCUCACCUUCCAGAUCCCCACAGAGCACCAGGAUCUGCAGGACGUAGAGGACCGGGUGGAUACAUUCAAGACUUUCAGUAGGAAGAUGGACGAAUGUGUCCUACAACUUAGCACCGUGGCGUCGGAGAUGGUGCGGAAGCACGUGGGAGGCUUCCGCAAGGAAUUCCAGAAGCUAGGAAAUGCCUUCCAGGCCAUUAGCCUUGCCUUCCAGAUGGAUCCUCCCUUUAGCUCCGAGGCCCUCAACAAUGCCAUUUCUCAUACCGGCCGGACCUAUGAAACUGUUGGUGAGAUGUUUGCUGAACAGCCCAAGAAUGACCUCUUCCAAAUGCUUGACACACUGUCUCUCUACCAGGGCCUGCUCUCCAACUUUCCUGACAUUAUCCAUCUGCAAAAAGGUGCCUUUGCCAAGGUGAAGGAAAGCCAGCGCAUGAGUGAUGAGGGCCGCAUGGCUCAGGAAGAGGCAGAUGGCAUCCGCAGGCGCUGCCGUGUGGUAGGCUUCGCCCUGCAGGCCGAGAUGAACCACUUCCACCAGCGCCGUGAGCUUGACUUCAAGCAUAUGAUGCAAAGCUACCUGCGCCAGCAGAUCCUUUUCUACCAGCGGGUGGGCCAGCAGCUGGAGAAGACGCUGCGCAUGUAUGACUAUCUCUGACACUUCUGGCCACAUAUGUAGGUCCUCUUCCCACCAGGACCUGGCCGCUGCGGUCCACCCCACUCCAGGCUUCCCUGCCCCUAGCAGUGGGUGUUGAGGAGUGGGUGAGGAGUGGCCUGUUAGAAGAGAAGGGACUUUUGAGAAGUCCUGGUACCCCUGGAGAAGUCUUCCCUCACUUUAAGAUGGGUAACUGGAGGUGGGAGUCCUCUGAGCCAAAGUCUGGGCUGCUGGUCAGUCCCUGGAGAGCAGACUUCUCUGGAGCCUAUAGUGCAUGCUCACCUGGCCACCACACCCUGUUCAUUCCCUGGGCUCCACAAACUGCUGUGGCCAUGGCUGAGAUAUUGGUGACCAAGGCUGGAACAUGCCUGUCCUGGAGGAGCCCCUUUUCAGGAUGGAUAUCAGUCAGUGCAGUGUGACAAUACCACUUAAGGAUUCAUGGAAACUCCUUGAAGGGACCACAGAACUCUGCUGGUCAGGGGACAUUCCAUGGAGUAGGUAACAUACCAGAAAUCUCUUGAAGAAUUACAAGGACCUAUAAGACAGUAAAUGGGGUGAAGGACAUUUUGGGGAGAGGACCGGUGUUGAGUCUCCUCUUCCUUACCUUUCCUAUGGGUUGUGAUCUGCAUGACGAGGGAUCAUCCUUGCUCCUUGGUCCCUGGCUUUCCCUGCCCCACCCAUGCUUCUGCAGGAGGGACUGCAGGCCAACUCCCUCUUAUAAGUCUUAACCAGGUCUCCCAUCCUGGUUGGGGUACCCCCCUCACUGACUAGGGCACUGUGCAGCAACUUUCCCUUCUGUGGGCUCAAGAUGCUCAAGCCACAGAGCACUGAGCCCUGGUGGUGCCUUCCUGGAGGGAACUCUCGAAAGUUACUAGCAGUAAUUCCCUAUUCUCCUAGCAGGUCCCAGUCCCCAGUUCCCAGGGGCCUUUGCUUCUGUGGGCUGGUCUUCUUAAAUCCUUCUCAUUGCACAGUGGAAAAUCUGAGAGAAAAAAUCUGGGGACUUUAGACCCCCUGCUCCUGGGCAGGCUCACCUAUGUUUACAUCCUCCAGGAGAUACUGCCCCUUUCCCCUUAGGCCAGGAUGUGACCCAGCAGCAUGCUGUUGGGAAGUGACCCUGUGCCCCCUUGCCUUCCUGGGAAGUCAUGUUCUGCUCCUGGGUCCUGCUGCUUGACUCUCUUUUCUUGAUAAACGUUUUACAGUUACUGUAACGGAAGUACAGCCUUUCUUUCUGAGUCCUGGAAACAGUGAGGGUUGCAGGGAGAACAGAACCCAAAAUGCCCCCACUGGACUGGAUUCAGUGAUCUUGAUGGGUCUAAAAAUUAAUUCAUAACUUCAAAACAAAGGAGCAAGGCUAUGAUGGUCAGAGGCAGUAGAAGGCCCUAUAUCCCCAGCUGGCUACAUGGCUUCCUCAGACCUGGGCCUCUUUGUUGUUUGCCUGUGCCUCAGGGUGUGUGUGUGUGUAUGUGUAUUUGCCUAUGCCUCGGUGUGUGUGUAUUUGGGGGGAGGUGCUCAUGGUGGUCAGAGAUCAACACUGGGUGUCUCCAGUUGCUUUCUACCUUACUUUUGAGCUUCUCAUGGGUCUGAAACCUACUAACUGGGCUAGGCUGGCUGGCCAGUGGACUCUAGGGUUCCUCCUGUCUUUGCCUCCCCAGUGCUGGGAUUACAGGCAAACGGCGUGUGUGUAGUCUUGGCUGGCCUGGAAGGCACAGAGAUUCACUUACCUCUGCCUUCCAGUGCUGUGAUUAAAGACAUGUGCGGUCA
This is a messenger RNA of Alexandromys fortis (reed vole), 6287 nucleotides long. It is a transcript of the gene Snx33, whose product is annotated as sorting nexin 33. Gene Ontology annotation, biological process: mitotic cytokinesis; cleavage furrow formation; intracellular protein transport. Bases 2805 to 4529 code for a protein of 574 amino acids. Gene Ontology annotation, molecular function: phosphatidylinositol binding; protein binding. The record is from RefSeq and is a predicted model, not a curated record. The transcript has 3 exons. Gene Ontology annotation, cellular component: cytoplasmic vesicle; plasma membrane. Lineage: Eukaryota; Metazoa; Chordata; Mammalia; Rodentia; Cricetidae.